Messenger RNA from Durio zibethinus, 2061 nucleotides. Lineage: Eukaryota; Viridiplantae; Streptophyta; Magnoliopsida; Malvales; Malvaceae. The record is from RefSeq and is a predicted model, not a curated record.
UGUUGUUUAAAAAACAACACAUCUUUAGAGCUUGAAUGGAGAAACUUGUUGGGAAAAUGGCUACUACAAAAUGAAGAAUAUGAGCUACAUAUAGACUGAAAUUACUAUAAUUCAUUUGUUGAUUCAUUCUUGUCGUUGUAUGACAGGCUCCUGGACUUCUUUCGUUGAAAUAUCUAGAAAAACAGGCUUUGGACGGCUAACAAUAUCUUGAAAUUAUAGAGGAAACAUGGUUCGAAAACUAGAAGCUAUCAAGGGCGGUGGAGGAUCAAUUAAGGUAGGGACUACUGGGACAAUCAGUUCCCUGAUGACAAGGGAACUGGACUCCAUGAAAUCGGCACUGGAAACACCUGUAUCUUUCAGACACAAACAUCAGACAGGUCCUGUAUCAGUUGCCUGUGGUUCUACUACAUCUAAAAGAUUGCAGCUGAGGAAAUCAUUGGAUGGAGCAGGCACCAGUGGCAGUAGCAGCAACAACACAAGUUAUAGAAGCCCUCAAACUGCCCAGAAGACGAAAAGCUUCCCUAAAAAUAUCCAUCAGAUUCCAAUGCUUGGCUCUGAUGAUAUUGCUUUAGUUAGAACUCCUAGCAGACAGAAAAGUGACAAAAAAGUGUCUAACAUUGUUGAAGUUGUGGACAUAAAAUGUGGGAAUCCGGAUAAAGCAUGGGCUAGCCCUAUAACAAAUCGUCUCAAGAAGCUUGGAUUCUCUAAGCUUUCCGAGAGCAUUGUCUAGACCUGUAACUUCUUCACAUCAGAUUUCAGGUUCCUAUAACUGAAACCUGAAAUCCCAGCUGGCUUGUUCUCUGAAAUUUCCACCAUUGAACAUAUGCUUGGUAGAAACUUGCUACUGCCUCCUCUCUUUUUCUUCUUCUUCUGAGUUGCUACAGCAGGCCCAACAAUAGGUCUGGAAUGACUAGUAGAGGAAGCAACAUCUCUGGAAUUGGGAUGAGGCUUCUUUGAGCUAUCUUGGCAGCUUAAUUCAAGCCGGCUGAAGUACUCAAUCUCUUGCAUUACCAAGGAUCCCACUGUGCCUCUGGUGCCAAUUUCAACAGGAGGAUGUGCAGCCAUUUCAAUUGAAACUUUUUUGGCACUGGUUUUUGAUCUAAGCAUGCUUUGUUUGAUAGGAUUGAAGGAAGGUUGUAGAUGAAAAGAGGUUGCUCUUGGUGUUGUCUUGAUAGGGAAAUUUCUCUGAAACUGGGCCAUUUGGUGUUUGGCCUUAUGCCUAGUAUCUCCAAAUUAGUUCCUUGCCUCAUAUUCUAUAUCUAAAGUGCACAGCAUUAGAUUUUUGCCUGGUUGGAGGAUUAAAUGAUGGCCUGUUCAUUGUAUGCAUGUGCUUGCGGUUAAAACAUUUAAGCUUCUAACUACUGUUCCUCUUUUCUUUUAACUACAUUGGUUUUAUUUUAAUGUUGUCUGGUGCACAGUAGGGACAAUUACCACUGUUCAUCAGGAUUUAAUAGUGGGAGUUAUGUAGCCCUUUUCACACACCAUUUCUGCUCAUAUAUAGGUUUCAGAAUUGGAAACAGAAUAUGUGUCCCACACGAGUACAUUCCGAUUAAACAUGAUAAUUCGUGUAUUUAUAUUUUUGUGUCAUAAUUCCUGCUAACACGAUGAAUUACAAAACAAUUUUUUUUGGUUAAUGCCCCUUUCCAAUUGAAUGCUUAUUGACACAAUUAUGUUAGGGAAAUGAAGAGUUGGAGCAGUACGACUUAUAAUCUCAUGGUAUUAUGUCAAGUAACUGGUUAAAUGAUGCCAUGAAACUAGAAAAGGAAAGUAUCUGUAUGUCUUUAAUGGUAAGAGUGGCAAUGGGAUUAGAAGAGGGUGGCCGGUGGCUUGUUUGGGUGUGGUCUGGUGAGCAACUUGAGUGCUUUUCAGGCAUGCAGGCAGACAAGCAGUUGUGGGAAGUGAAUUCUUUUUCUGAUUCUUUCUUUUGUCUGUAUCGUGAAUAAGAUUUUAUGGAGUCAUGGGAAAUACAUGAACUGAUGUCCAUCAUUAUUGAUAACCGACGGACAAUGUGAAACAGAUUUAUUAAAAUGUUCAAGUUUACCUCUUCGGGUAGGAAAAAGA